Drosophila ficusphila is the source of this 3383-nucleotide messenger RNA. RefSeq names its product helicase POLQ-like (gene mus301). The transcript is spliced from 7 exons. Gene Ontology annotation, molecular function: ATP binding; nucleic acid binding. The record is from RefSeq and is a predicted model, not a curated record. The coding region runs from base 23 to 3160 and encodes 1045 amino acids. Lineage: Eukaryota; Metazoa; Arthropoda; Insecta; Diptera; Drosophilidae.
CGGUCACACUAUCGGGCGCCAAAUGGCGAAUAAGCGAAAUAUAAGCAAUAAAAGAAAUUUAGAUUUGACAAAUGCAUCUGGCGGAAGCAAUGCGAAGCGCCACUGCAGCGAGAACCUCUUUUGGCCAGAGGGCGACGACGACGACAGCUUCUUUUCAAAUGCAAAACUGGAGGAUUUGCUGGGUGAGCGGAAGGAGGACCUCUUCGGAACGCAGGCAUCAACAAGCAACAAGUUGCAGAAAAGUGGUUCGGAUGAAGGGCUGGAACUCUUCGGAGACACAUCCUUUCCAGACAUUCAGGAAUUACCACCAAAUAGACCCUCCAAAUUCAAAAAUGCUGGGAUUGGUAAUGAUCAUAAUAAAAUUGAUAUGUCAGACGAGGAAAACGCGGAUGAGGUGUUUAAGAAAAUCAACCUCAACGAUCUGAGCAUUGCCGAAAUGGAAGAUAUUUUUCAUGGCACCGAAGACUUUAGUGAACCCAUGAUCCAAAAUACACAGCUCUUUUUGGAGGCAGUGAAUUUUAAAGUGCCCAGAACUCCAGAGAAGCUUCAGCACGCUGUUAAGGACGAGUCCAUGUCCUUUAUCUCAAAAUCUGUGAUAGAGGGCAUAGUACAGGGCACUCAGUACGUGACCUCUGAGGAGCUGAAAAACCAUUCUAUUUUAGAUCCAGUCAAUUGGGAGACGCAGGCUUUUGCAGACUUUGAAAAGGAACAGCAAAACAAGAACAAAUUUCCCAGCAAGGGCGAAUUUUAUGGCCUCCCCGAUAAGGUCAAAAAGAUGAUCCUCGAACACAAGGGCAUUAAGAGUCUUUAUGAAUGGCAGGACGAGUGUCUGAAUCUACCUGCGAUCAGGCAGCGAAAGAAUCUUAUCUAUGCCCUGCCCACGAGUGGUGGAAAAACCCUAGUUGCGGAGAUCCUUAUGCUGCGAGAACUUCUUUGUCGCGAACGCAAUGUGUUGUUUAUCCUGCCAUAUGUGUCGAUUGUCCAAGAGAAGGUAAGCGCCAUGUCACCGUUCGCCAUCGACUUGAAUUUCAUUGUUGAGGAGUACACAGCCGGCAAGGGCAAAUGUCCGCCGCAGCCGCGUCGCAAGAGACGCAGCCUGUUCAUUGCAUCAAUUGAAAAGGGUGCGGUUCUCAUGGACAGUCUGAUAGAUGUACAACGUCCCCAUGAAAUUGGUCUUGUGGUUGUGGAUGAACUGCACCUAAUUGGUGAAAAAGGCAGAGGCGCCACCUUGGAGGCAUUUCUUACAAAAGUUAUGUUUUUAAAUGCCAACAUACAAAUUGUCGGCAUGAGUGCCACAAUAGGAAACCUAAACGAAAUAUCAACCUUUCUGAAUGCCGAUGUCUACACAAGAGGCUUUCGACCAGUGGAACUGAAGGAGUACAUAAAAUGUGGUCCAGAUUUGUUGGAAAUCAAUUCGGCAGGACAAACGCUUGAGGAGAUAUUCGUCCCCAGUCGCAGUGUUAAUUACAAUUAUAGCGAAGCUGUGAAACGUGCGGAUCCUGACCACUUGGCUGGGUUAAUCAGCGAGUGUGCCCCGGAACACUGUUGCCUCGUUUUCUGCCCGACUCGCAAGAACUGUGAGAAUGUGGCCCUUCUUCUCAGUCGCAUUCUGCCGAAGCAAAAGUUCUUUGAGCAUCGGCGCAAGGAGAAGGUGGAUCUAAUGGAUGCCCUGGAUAAAAUGUGUGGCGUACUUAGCCCGGUGUUGGCAAAAACUCUGCCCUUUGGCAUUGCAUAUCACCAUUCGGGGUUAACAACAGAUGAGAGGAAGUACAUAGAGACUGCCUAUCGCUUCGGAGUCGUCACAGUCAUCUGUUGUACCUCCACUCUAGCAGCGGGCGUGAACCUCCCGGCCAAGCGGGUUAUCAUACGAGCUCCCUAUGUGGGCCAGGAGUUUAUGACUUUGUGCAAGUACAAGCAAAUGGUGGGACGCGCUGGUCGCGCCGGAUUGGGAGAAGCUGGAGAGAGUAUUCUGAUAGCACAGAGCAAAGAUAAUCUGCAGGUCGGCCAAAUGCUUUUCUCACCUAUGGAUAAAGCCCUAAGUUCAAUGGAUCAGAUGGAAGCAGUCGGUUUGCAAUCCCUGAUAUUAAGCGUAGUUGGUUUGAACCUAGCAGAAUGUCGACGGGACUUGAAUCGGCUCGUAAAGAGCACCCUUUUGUCUGUGCAGGCAAGCGCCCUGGAAGUGGCGGUGGAUGAUAUAGUGCUCCGAAUUCUUCGCGAGAUGUUCAAAAACAAGGUUUUGCAACUAGCCGAACCAACUGCCAAAUGUAAGGUGAACUCUUCAGAGAUAAUAACAACGCAGGAUGUGAAUCAGACCAAUCGACCUGGCGAGAGACGUUUACUUAUAAGUCAGUCCACUCAAUUUAAGUUAACCAGCAUUGGAAGAGCUGCCUUCAAAGCGGGUAUUGAUUACAAACGGGCGAGUGCCAUCCACAAGGAACUAAAGCAGGCGCAGCAGCAGCUCAUCCUAACCAACUACUUCCAUUUACUGUAUUUGGUUGUGUGCUUCAACUCAAAUGAAAGAGGCGACGAAUUGUUUCCGGCCGAUGCUGGCAUCCUUGUGGGAGUAUACACAUCGCUUCCACUUGAUUCUCAGGCUCUGUUUAAGCAACUUGGUUUCACAGAAGCCCAUGCAGCCAGGUUAUUCAAGACGCAAUCGGUCCAGGGACCUUUGUCCCUGCAGCUUAAUCGCCUCUACAAAGUCUUGAUCUUGUCGGAUAUAUUAAAUCUCCUGCCAAUUCCCAAUGUGGCCACCAAGUAUAAUGUGGAACGGGGAACUCUGCAGCACCUGAUCAGCCAGUCUGUAGCCGCCUCAAGUGCCAUAGUUCGUUUGUGCGAGGAACUGGAAGAGUUCUGGUGCUAUAAACCAUUGUUUGAGCGGAUCUUGCACAAAAUGGAUCGCUGCAGCACUUAUGAGCUGGAGCCGUUAAUGGAACUGCCAGCAGUCAAAAUUAAUCGCGCCAAGCAAAUGUAUGCAGCAGGAUUUAGAACCAUUGAGGAUGUAGCCAAAAUAAAACCCAUGCUCUUGGUGCAAUCUUUGGAACACAUGCCUCUUCGAGUGGCCACGGAAAUUGUCUCGGCAGCUAAGAUUAUUUUAAUGAAAAAACUUGAUAAUCUGGAGGAGGAAACGGAGAACCUGAAGAUGUGCCUGCAAACCAAUUAGCAAUCAGCGAUGCCAAGAAAAACACUACUUUCAGUACGUUUUUAAUUUAUUUCGGUUUUUGUUUUGAUUGUUAUGCACUCCGACUUAAGUCUUGGAUCUGGGCUCUCCACAACGAACACGAUCUCCGACAAAACUUAAAUAUUAUCGACAACUUGUAUGCGAAUUGCAAUUUUAAAUUAACACAUUAAGUUUUCACUCUCUCUAAAUGUACAUUAAAGAUCGA